CCAGUAGGACCAACUUGCUAAGGGGUACAGACUCUGUAGGCGUUUAAACAUGUCUGCUGUCUGUGAUAAACAACCUGUCGAAGAUGCGAUUGUCAAGGUUCUCCUUGAUCACAUGAUUGACACAAAGGAAAACAUUAAUGAUAAUCUCUUGGUUUCACUUCGGAAAAGGAACCCGGAUUCAGUGAAGUUAAUCAAGAAAAUCAUUUCAAAUUUCAUGAACGAAAACCUUCUAUCUGACUUCCCAGAUCUUAAAUCAAAAAUUGAAGAUUUUCCGGAUGAAAGAAGUAUCUCAUCUGCCUAUUCAACACCUACACCUCUAGAGGAAAUAACUAUUCGUGGAAAUUCUCAGUGCCAGAAAGCUAGCUUGAUGAAGGGUGCAUGCAACCACAAGCGAUUGUUGCAAGUACAAGAAAGAGAACUUCUGGAUCUCAAGGAGCUAUUAUCAACAACAAAGAGAGAAUUCCAAGACUUGCAGUGCCAGUUGCAAAGAUUUUGGGGAGAAAUAGGAAACCAGGUGCAGGAGAUGUCUACUGCUGCUCUUGGGUAUCACAAAGUACUAAAAGAGAAUAGGAAAUUAUACAACAUGGUCCAGGAUUUGAAAGGAAGUAUCAGAGUUUACUGCAGAGUUAGGCCCACCUUCACUGCUGAACGAAAAAAUGUGGUAGAUUUUAUUGGAGAGGAUGGUUCUAUAGUAAUUUUUGAUCCGUCAAAACCUCAAAAGGAUGGAAGGAAAGUUUUUCAGUUUAAUCGUGUGUUUGGUCCUACUUCAACUCAAGAGGAGGUAUUUCUGGAUAUUCAGCCUUUAAUUAGGUCAGUGAUGGAUGGGUAUAAUGUAUGUAUAUUUGCCUAUGGUCAAACAGGAUCGGGGAAAACAUAUACCAUGAGUGGUCCAUCAGAUGGAUCCACUAAUCAUACGGGGAUUAAUUAUCAAGCUCUUGAAGAUCUAUUCCUAAUAUCCAAAGAAAGGGAGGACAUUAUAAAGUACAUAAUUCAUGUUCAAAUGGUGGAAAUAUAUAACGAGCAAGUACGAGACCUUCUUGCAGAGGAUUCAUCAACCACUAGGUUGGAGAUCCGGAGUUGUACUAGUGAGAGUGGCAUGAAUCUCCCAGAUGCUACAAUGCAUUCUGUCAACUCUACAGUCGAUGUUCUCAACCUGAUGAAGCUUGGUGAGGUAAAUCGUGUUGUCAGUUCCACUGCAAUCAACAGUCGCAGUAGUCGUUCUCACAGCAUCCUGACUGUUCAUGUGCAUGGCAAAGAUGCAUCCGGCGGCAUUCAGCGCAGCUGCCUGCACUUGGUAGACCUUGCAGGAAGUGAAAGAGUUGAUAAAUCAAAAGUUACAGGCGACCGUCUCAAGGAGGCACAAUAUAUCAACAAGUCACUUUCUUGUCUAGGAGAUGUAAUCACAGCUUUGUCACAGAAGAAUUCUCACAUUCCUUACAGAAACAGCAAACUCACACUUCUCCUGCAGGAAGCACUAGGCGGACAUGCCAAAACAUUAAUGUUUGCACAUCUUAGUCCUGAGGAAGAUUCUUUUGGAGAAACAAUCAGUACCUUGAAGUUUGCUCAGAGAGUUUCAACUGUUGAACUUGGUGCUGCUCGCGUGAACAAGGAGAGUAAUGAAGUUAUCCAACUUAAAGAACAGGUCGAAAGCCUGAAGAAGGCAUUAGCAAAUAAGGAACAAAAUGUUCUCUAUAGUAAAACCAAGGAAAUAAGAUCUCCACGUGACAAAACAAUAUCCAUGAACGAGAGAACUCCUCCACAUGUCCGAAGAUUAAGUAUUGAGAAUGGUAGUGCAGCAAAGAGUUUGAAAGUUAUAAAUCCUGAAGAUAGGAGAGCAUUGAGAACUCCUAUAGUAACUCGCACAAGGAGAUUGAGUCUGGAAGGGCAAAGGUCUGCUGCUACCAAGGAUAACAUUCACACUAAAAAGUCUGAAGAUGAGAGUAAGUCCACGUCACCUGGAAUAGGAUCAAUUAAAAAACCAUUUGGACAUUUCAGCAAUGGCAGUUUCACCAUGGAUGUUUAUCAUCUACAAGUUCCCCGAAGUCCAACAAGUUCCUGUAGAAAAAGAACAGUAAAAAAAGAUGGAAGAACACAAAUUCCACAUCUUCAACUACCAAAAUCACCCGAGCCAAAAGUAGUUGCCAGAAAUCAGGUUCAGAUUGUCAUGCAAAGCGAGUUUAGUGUUCCAGAUGAAUCUCGAACAACAAACGGAUAUGGAAUAAGAAAAUCCCUCAGAAACAUUGGAAAAUUAAUAAAUGGCUCUGAGAAGAGGUAAGCAAUUGAGACCACAGUUUAUGUUAUUACUAUUAGUUUCCUGGUAGUAAAAUUGUUGGUAGGCAUACAAACAUUUCAACUGCUAGACAAUAUAUCUGAAUGGAUUGAAAUAUAAAGUGUCUCAACUCAAAAUGUCUCUGUAAUACAGGAACCCAAAAAAUUCAGUGGAAGCACAGACCCCCA
Molecule: messenger RNA, 2457 nt
Organism: Carica papaya (papaya)
Lineage: Eukaryota; Viridiplantae; Streptophyta; Magnoliopsida; Brassicales; Caricaceae
Source: RefSeq, a predicted model, not a curated record